Messenger RNA from Dunckerocampus dactyliophorus (ringed pipefish), 7917 nucleotides. Its product is annotated as ras/Rap GTPase-activating protein SynGAP-like. The record is from RefSeq and is a predicted model, not a curated record. The transcript has 20 exons. The coding region runs from base 723 to 4532 and encodes 1269 amino acids. Lineage: Eukaryota; Metazoa; Chordata; Actinopteri; Syngnathiformes; Syngnathidae. Gene Ontology annotation, biological process: regulation of GTPase activity.
GCGCAUCCGUUCAGCGAGCGCCUCUUCCUCCUGCCGCCACCGCCGUUGUGUUUAAUCACAAUUAGGUGUGACUGAUGCUGCUGAUGCUGCACGGGUGCCGGCUCGGCUCGGUACCGGACUUUAUUACUGGACCUGCUUGUGGAUUUGUUGUCGACUGACUGCUUUUUAAGAAAGGAGGCGGAACCGAGUGCAAGGAGGGAAAAUGUGCAGGCAGCACACUGGCUUGCAAUGUGGCUUCACAACGACUGGACUCCACCUGGAUGUUUACUUUUGGAUGUCUCUCUAAAUGUGUGUGUGUGUGUGUGUGUGUUUCUAUGGUGACCUGCUGAUGCUCUCAAUGUUGCAUCCCUCCACCAACCAUCUCAUUUCUCUGUAGGGGAAAAAAAGUGAAUGUGGAUGCUGUUUCCAGGUGCCUUGAACACAUCAUGAGCAAAGACAGAGUUGAAGAAGAGUGAUGGAAGUGAUGAUGAUGCUAGCAACGAUGUCGUCUUCUUAAAACACUCCACUGAGGCCUACAACAAACACACACACACACACACACACCUGCUAUAGAGGAGAAGGUGAGGCCUCAUGAGUGAGGGGUCACUCAAAAGGGACAACGACACCAGCCGGGACUUCUUGGAAGCCAUCGACGUGGCAACGCAGUGAGACGGUCAGCCUGCAGACACUGAUGUGACUGAGCUCUUUUCUUCACCAGGUAGCAACCCAUCUUUACUGGCUGCAUGGACACAUCGUCAAAGUCGUGGCUGCCACAUCAGGGUCAGUUUGGGUUGGGUGGUCAAGUGGAGGUGUGCUGUGGUGGACCCGGCGUUUUGACCCCAAACCAAUCACGCAGGGCAAGUUUUGCCUCCGUGAGACAGUCAAGCAUGGAAACUCCCCCGAAUGCCACCCCGCAGACCUUCAGGCAGCCGAGUUUCCUCAAUCGGAGGUUAAAGGGCUCCAUCAAGAGGGCCAAAAGUCAGCCCAAACUGGACCGGACCAGCAGCUUCAGGCAAAUGAUCUUGCCUCGGUUUCGUAGCGCCGAUCAAGAGAGGACACGGUUAAUGCAGAGCUUCAAAGAAUCCCACUCCCACGAGUCCCUGCUUUCUCCCAGCAGUGCUGCCGAGGCUUUGGACUUGGUUCUGGACGAAGACGCCAUUAUAAAACCAGUUCAUUCCAGCAUUUUAGGACAAGAGUAUUGCUUUGAGGUAACCACCAAUUCAGGGACAAAAUGUUUUGCCUGCCGGUCUGCAUCAGAGAGGGACAAGUGGAUUGAAAACCUGCAACGCGCUGUCAAACCCAACAAGGACAACAGCAGGCGAGUGGAAAACGUGCUGAAGUUGUGGAUCAUUGAAGCCCGAGACCUCCCGGCGAAGAAACGCUAUUACUGUGAGCUGUGUCUGGAUGACAUGCUCUACGCCCGCACCACCAGCAAACCUCGCACAGACACCAUCUUCUGGGGGGAGCACUUUGAGUUCAACAACCUGCCCACCAUUCGUAGCCUUCGUUUGCACCUUUACAAGGAGACGGACAAGAAGAGACGCAAGGAAAAAAGCACAUACCUCGGCCUCGUCAGCAUCCCCAUAUCCAGCAUCACGGGUCGGCAGUUUGUGGAGCAGUGGUACCCCGUCAUCCAGUCCAGUGUUUUGGCCAAGAGUGGCGGCGUCGGCAGUGGGAAAGUUAUCAACGCCUCGCUCCGCGUCAAGUCCCGCUACCAGACCAUGAACAUCCUUCCCAUGGAGCUGUACAAGGAAUUUGCUGAGUACAUCACCAACAACUACCGAACACUGUGUGCAGUCCUGGAACCUCUGUUGAGUGUCAAGAGCAAAGAGGAGGUGGCGUUCGCGUUGGUACACAUCCUCCAAAGCACUGGUAAAACUAAGGAGUUUUUGUCUGACAUGGCGAUGUGUGAGGUGGACCGAUUCAUGGACCGUGAACACAUGAUCUUCCGGGAGAACACGCUGGCCACGAAGGCUGUGGAAGAGUACCUCAAGUUGAUAGGUCACAGAUACCUCAAGGAUGGGAUAGGUGACUUCAUCCGAGCCUUAUACGAAUCUGAGGAGAACUGUGAGGUGGACCCCAUGCGAGUCCCGCCUUCGGUCCUGGCUGAUCAUCAAGCAAACCUUCGCAUGUGCUGCGAGCUCCUCCUCUGCAAGAUCAUCAACUCUCUGUGCAUUUUUCCCCGUGAGCUGAAGGAAGUGUUUGCCUCAUGGAGAGCAAGAUGCGCCGAGCGUGGAAGGGAGGACCUCGCCGACAGCCUCAUUAGCUCAUCGCUGUUCCUUCGCUUCAUGUGCCCGGCCAUCAUGUCCCCAUCGCUCUUCAACCUGACACAGGAGUACCCAGCCGAGCGCACCUCGCGGACUCUCACCCUCAUCGCGAAGGUCAUGCAAAACCUGGCCAGCUUCAGCAAGUUCGGGCCCAAGGAGGAGUUCAUGUACUUCAUGAACGAGUUCUUGGAGAUGGAGUGGGGCUCCAUGCAGCAGUUCCUCUAUGAGAUCUCCAAUAUGGAUGCUGGAGGAAACGCCGGCGGCUUUGAGGGCUACAUUGACCUCGGCAGAGAGCUGUCCAUGCUACACAGCCUACUGUGGGAAGUCAUGGGUCAGCUCAGCAAGGACGCUAUUCUCAAACUAGGGCCAUUGCCUCGACUGCUGAAUGACAUCAGCGUGGCCCUGAGGAACCCUCAGCUGCACACCACCACCAAUCACCAGCCCGAGCGGCCCAAGGACAGACUCUUCUCUCGGCCCACAUUCAAUCGCCUCAUGUCUUCUGACUUCCAGAGCCUGAUGAUGCGCGACUUAAACAGUUCGAUAGACAUCUCCCGCUUGCCGUCGCCCGCCACUGGCAUGUCAGCCGUAGAGUCCCUCUCAUCCAACCUCAACAUGAGGCGUCAGGCAGAACGAGACCUUCGCUCAUCCAGGGAAGUGUUCUACGUCACACGGCCACCACUGGCCCGAUCCAGCCCGGCAUACUGCACAAGCAGCUCUGACAUCACCGAACCUGACCCAAAGGUACACAGUGUUAACAAGAGUGUGUCCAUGAUGGACCUUCAAGACUCACGCAUGAACAGCAUUUCCAACCUGAACUCUGUGGGAGACAUGCUCACCUCCUCCCAGGCCUCCAUUGCCGGCCUGGGCCACAGCUUCGGCAACCUGGGCGGCCCUCUUCGCAUGAGUGGGCACCUUCCCAGUGGCUCGGCAGGGUCCGGCUUGAGGCUGAGCCAGAUGGGCCACAUUGGCGGUCCCACUGAAUCCAUCUCCCAGCAGCAGCAACAGGCGGCAGCCGCCAUGCACUACCCCCUGUCUUUCCAGAACCCUCUCUUCCAUCUGGCGGCCCAGAACUCACCGGCGCAGCCUCCUCCCCCACCGCUCCUCCUUGCCCCGGAGCCAGAGAAUGGCCACCACGACUAUGUGCCGGCGUUCGGCAACAACGCUUUCUCCCGCAGCGAGGACUUGUCGGCCCUGCGCUCUCAGAACAGCCUGGUGCAGCCCAGCAUCGUCCACUCACACAGCUACAGUGACGACUUCAGCCGGCAGAACCAGAACAAUGACUUUGUCUGGCAUCAGCUGUCACUGCAGGUGCAGGAGUCCCUCCAGCAGCAGCACAUGAUGGGUGUCACAUCUCAGACAGGCACUGGCACAGGUACACCCGCCUCCUUGGCCACGCCCCCUACCACUGUUCACCCCGCGCGCCAGUCCUCCAUUGCGUCCCAACUUCUCAAGUCACAGCGCUCCAUCAACACUCCAGCCACCGCCACGCCUCCAAAGGCCCGACCCCAGAGCAGGAACCUCCUCCUGGACUCCUCCGACACCAACUUCAGUGGCAGUCAGCCAAAACAACGACAGCAGUCGCAACAGCAGCAGCAACAACCGCAACAACAACCACAACCGCAACAACAGGAGACACAGAUGCCUGUGACGGACAGUCCGGCUCCUGGUUUGCCUUUCCAGACGGGCUCCGCCAAGGAGAACCAUGUCCCGUCCACGGCCGCCGAGGAGUCGACAGAUACGCCCACAAAAAGCAACAAAAAGUCUCAGCAGCUGCAGCCUCCACAGCAGCAUCUGCUCAAGCCGGUUGUCAAUAAGGGUUCUCAGUCCAACUUGAAUGAACGGACCGUGGCCUGGGUGUCCAAUAUGCCACAUCUCUCUGCCGACAUUGAGAGCCUGCGCCCCGACCGUGAGGGUCAACUCAAGGAGUACUCCAAAAGCAUGGAUGAAUCCCGCUUGGAGAGGGUAAAGGAGUACGAGGAGGAGAUCCACUCCUUGAAGGAGCGUCUGAAAAUGUCUCAUCGCAAGCUGGAGGAGUACGAGCAGCGGCUUCUGUCGCAGGAGCAGCAGACAAGCAAGAUCCUGCAGCAGUAUCAGUGCCGCCUGGAGGACAGCGAGCGGCGCCUCAAGCAGCAGCAGUUGGAGAAGGAUUCUCAAAUCAAAGGCAUCAUCAACAGACUCAUGGCUGUGGAAGAUGAGCUGAGAGGGGGUGCCAUUCCUGAUAUUAAGCCUCGAAUCCUCACAGACCAGUCUAUCAGCCAGGUCUAUGGCGGCCUCCCAGGAUCCUGACUGCCACUUCGAAAGCGACUUGGAUCCGUGAUGGUCAUACAAGUGUGAGCAGACGCCCACUCUGUCUCCACGAGAACAUCUACGGUACCACACAAGGAUACUUGUCGCUACAAAAACUUUCAAAAGAACUUGACAAUCACGUUACGACGGAGACCAAUAUGUACCAAGAAUCACAAGUUGAAGGUAAACCAAUGCCUCAUUAGGAGUUUCCUUAGCUAAAAGUAUUAAAAAAGGACAUUUGGAGAUUUUUGCUGCCACAAUGCAACACUUCUCUCUUCAGGGGCUGCUGACAAAAUGUAGAAAAAGCACAAAGUCCGCCCUGAACGUGAAUAGGCAGAAUGUCCUAUUCAAAUGCAGUCUUUUAGUUACAUAUCAUCAUCGGUGGGCCUGAUUUUGCUUUUUUUGAAUCUUUUUAAUCACAUAAUCAUUCUUUCUAAACAAAUGAUAGCUACUUAUACUCAGUUUAGCUAUACUCAAUUUCAAGCCUUUCCCUCUUUAUUAUAAUGCAUUUCAAUUAUGUAAAACAGCAAAAAAAUAAAUGAAUCACUACAAAGUACAGGUAUGUAAAUAAAUCCUGUAAAUCCUGUGCUAAACAUCCGCAGCUUGUCCAAUUAGGACAAUUCAAGCUGUUUCAUGAGCUCUACUCACACCAGACUAUAAAGCAGGGGUGUCCAAACAUUUUCCACUAAGAAAUCAUAGGACGUUUUGACAUUUUUAAUUUUCUUAACAGGUUAAUCCAACAUAGAUAUGCUAAGAUAAAACAUCCUGCAUCUCAGGUUUGUGUUAAAGGUGACAAAACCUGUUAGUAGUAGUAUUAACAACUACAACUUUUAACCGCAUGCUGAAAAAUCAAACAAUGCUUGGGGCCACUUUGAAAGAUUUUAAUUUUGGAACAAGGCUAAAAAAGACAAAGCUUUGUGUUUUUCGCACUUAUCAUUCUCAACAUUGCAGUUUUCCUCUUUACAUUGUGCCUUUUUGCUCUAUUUUGCCCCAUUUUUACUGUUUUGUUUUUCAUUGAAUUUAUUGCUACAAUGUGACGCAUGCCAAUAACAAAACGAGCUGCAAAUGGCCCAGGGGCCAUUUGCACAUGUUGGAACAUGUCCACAUGUUGGACAUCCUUGUCCUAAAAUGACUCCAAAAAUGUGGGUAGCAGUGAUUGAAAUAUCACUUUAUGUAAAUUGACUCUACUUUACAGCCUGCAUCUCAGCUUUGUGCUAUUGGUGACAAAGCAUAUUUACUGUUGUUGUUUUUUUUUUUUGGUAGUUUUCUUGUGUCAUAUUUUUAGAAUGUGCCACAGGCCAAGAAAAGACAAGCUGCGGACCGCAGAUGGCCCCAGGCCGUUGGACACCCCUGCUGUAAAGCGUCCUUUUUAACAGUUUAAAAAUGACUACUCUAAAUCAUCUAUCUUUAUGGAGGUGCAAUAAAAAUAAGUUAUCCUGUCCUUUAUAUUCUAAACAGGGUCAUUCCUACCUGGUUCCUGGAUCUUAGCAUCCACUUCAGCUUCAACCAACUGCAACAAAAACAAUAUAUUAACAGUCCAUCAUGUCCAGCAUUUUUCAUAUUUUUUUCCCAACGGGGUGUAAAAGACUGUCCCUGUAAGUUAAGUGAUGAAAACUGUGAUGUGAACAAAGCAGUACAGUAUAUCAUAGCAAGUCAUCUGUUGUGUUACUGAUGUGCGAUGGUUCUGCAUGUGCUUUUUAAAAAUGCUAAGAUGAGUAAGUCACAUAUUAUUCUGUUGUACCAAAAAAAACAAACAUUUUCUUUAACCAAACUGCACAUUUUAACUCUUGGCAUCGAUGCGGCGUGAAAGAAGUAGGAAGGACAAGUAUUGUGGAGAACAAGAUGGCGUCCAGGUGCAGGACUAACACUGCCAAAUAUAUAAUACCAACGCCAGGUGUAACAUUUGUAUAUUACAUGUCUAUUUGUAGUUAGGUGAUGAACUAAUGCUGUGUUGGUUAAUGCGUAUGUAUGCGUCAUUUAUAUUACCAUGGCUGAUAUCAUUCACUUAAACCUCUUGCCUUUAAAAAAAGAAUAAAAAAACUUUUGCUUUCAACUAUACAAAAAGUUUUAUUUGAAAUGUACAGCAUUAAUGUUUAAACCCACUUGCCAAUUUAUUAGGCACACCUAGAUAAAACUAAUAUUGUACGGUGGAAUGCAACAGAGUCAUUUAUAAUCAAAGCUAAUAAAGCGACAAGUGUUUAUUUAUUCUUCUAUGUAAAACGUAUUGUAAUAAUAAUCAAUGAGUAGGCCAUCAGGCAUGAACUUGUAAACAGAUUCUCUACUGUACAUUAUUAUUAUUAAGUCAUCAGAGUCUAUAGUGCAAUGAUGGGACAAGGCCUGACCAACACCGGGUUGCAAUAUCAAUUAUAUUCUUUUCAAAUAUAUGUUGAUUUCAUUAGCUUUUUAAUGUUUUUAUAAUUGGCCAAGUUGUACUCAAUAAUGUGGGAAAAACCUUAUAGAAAGAGUAUAUUAACCCCAUGCAUUCUUGAAGUUAAAGGGAAAUUGUACACUAUUUUAAAAACGUUUUGGCCACAAAUUUGGCUUCAACGUUGCUGUGCUAUCAAUUUAUCCUUAUUUUCCUGUUUUUUUCUUUCCAGUAUCGUAUUUCAGUUCCAUUACCAUCACAUAAGUAUGAGAUGAACAGUAUUUAUCAGACUCUCAGGUGUUUGAGGAACACAGAGAUAACCUUUAAAUUGUUUUUCGGUGUCAGAAGCACAAAAUAUAUGGAAGGAAAUUGAGCCGAAGAGCUAAACACUUUUUAAAACAGUGCUGUGUGCUAUACAAACCCCACCUCCUCUAUAUGAAUGAUAGAAUUUGCACCUUGCCUUGUACUAUUAAAUGAAAGAAAUGAGGUAAUUUUUUUGUUCAGAAUAACACAAAUGAUGACAGACCUCAUCGAUUACGUAUAAUAUCUUGUAUAUUUUGAAUACUACUAUCAAUCGACAGUGCAACAUAUAUUUACGUUUCUAUAAUGGAUGUAUAGAGUUUUAGAAUAAAACAUACUAUUUUUUUUCUUGGCAGCUAUUAUCUGCACAAUUGACUUCCUGUGCCACACGAAGGAUCUAAUAGAAUUUGACUGACUUGAUUUUGGCUGAGUGGAUGUAAUCAUUUAUUGACAUUUAGUUUUGAAACAAGCCAUGCCCCAUUGAGAAGCCAUAUCCUACACUCCCCUGAUGUUGUGUGGUGGAUGUUCAAUGUGGAUUUUUUUCUUUGAUUUAAUAAUGCUAUAUUUACUGUAGGUAUGACUGCGUUUGUAAUUCUGAUAAUCUGUGUAUGUGGAUUGAUAUGAUUUGUUAUGUUUAAAUUGAAGGAAUGUAAUCUUUUUUUCAGGUGAUUUUUCUGGGUGAUUUCAAUAAAGUAAUACAUUUAAAGAUAAAUAAGCUUU